This is a messenger RNA of Grosmannia clavigera kw1407, 1146 nucleotides long. Its product is annotated as arrestin domain containing protein. Bases 1 to 1146 code for a protein of 381 amino acids. The record is from RefSeq and is a predicted model, not a curated record. The transcript is spliced from 3 exons. Gene Ontology annotation, biological process: division septum assembly. Gene Ontology annotation, cellular component: division septum. NCBI's taxonomy places the organism in Eukaryota, Fungi, Ascomycota, Sordariomycetes, Ophiostomatales, Ophiostomataceae.
AUGGCCGCCUUCGUCAGGGUCUCGGGCCCUCCCAAUAGCAGUAUACUGGUGGGCUACCCGGGAAUCUCUGCCACCUUACCGCGCAUUGAAGGAAAGGUCGAAAUACGCCCGUCUCAGGGAUACUCCAUGCCGGUCUCCAUCUCCCUCGUUCGCAUCUGUCUACAACGUCGCGAAACCAUCCACCCUGCCGCUGAUAAUAUGGCCAGGAAACACCUGAGCACACCACGUCGCGAUGCCGUCGAUGUUGUCGGCAAAGAAAUGCUGCUCUUCCGCUGCGCAUCUGGCAAAGAGUCCGAAAGCGUUGUUGCCAUGGACUUGCCCUUUGUACUUUUUAUCCCCUUUGGCCGCGGAGGCGAGGAAACCAAUCGGCGCAUCCCGCCCGCAUCAUUACAGCUGCCCAGUCGCAUCGCCGAGACCUACUACGAGCUGGUCGUGACUGUCCAGCAAGGACCAAGCGUACAGAAUAAAUACUCCUUCCCUAUGCCGCUGCAGCGUUACGAUACACUGUCAACCUUUGGCAUGUACAACAAGCAAGAAAACCGUGUGGUGACGACCGACAACAUAGUGACGCUUGCCAUCUCUUUACCGCGAUGGAGCUAUGGGCCUCUGGACCCCAUUACGGUCUAUAUCAAGCUGGCACCCAAUCCGGACUGGCUCAACAAAGCCAAACGUGUUACAAUCAAGACGAUCACACUUAGCAUCGAGGAAGAAAUCACCUUCAACCCGGAAGGCGACGAGCCCACCAAGAAGAUCAACAAAAUCGCCAAACACUCACAAAAUGUCCAGACUAAGAUGCCUGAGGCGGGCUACGUUACGAACCUGGGCCUUGUGUUCCCGGCGCGUGACCUACGUGGCAGCGAUGGUAUCAUCCGUCGCGGGAAGCCAGCAUUCCCUUUGCACGAGGCACAAAUGAGCUCAGCCCGGGAUAUUACUCUGCGCCUACCGAUCGUCAUAUGCCCGCUUGACCAUCAAGCGUGCAAGGAAGAGAUGGACGCUAUUGAGCAAGCCGCUAAGGACGCUUCGCGGGUUGACCCCAACAAUCCUAUGCUACCCGCAGCUGCCAUUGUUCUCGCCAACGACCGCGACUCUCUCCGGCAUCUAGGCCUCUGCGUGGUUGGUGGCCAGAAGAAGCCCCUGAUCGAAUGA